This is a messenger RNA of Colletotrichum lupini, 1572 nucleotides long. RefSeq lists its product as uncharacterized. The record is from RefSeq and is a predicted model, not a curated record. Lineage: Eukaryota; Fungi; Ascomycota; Sordariomycetes; Glomerellales; Glomerellaceae. The coding region runs from base 1 to 1572 and encodes 523 amino acids. The transcript has 8 exons. Gene Ontology annotation, molecular function: protein binding.
AUGAAGAUAUCUUUUCUUACGACGCCUUCCAUGGUUCAGGGUCAGGUCUAUGUUCGCCGAUCAGAAGAAAACGUCCAUUCUAGCAUUCGCUACGUAGGACAUUGGACUCGGGUGACCUGCGACCUCAAACUCUCAUUGCCAUUGAGACCAUCGUCAGCCAAUACUGCCCCCGAGCUACAACCUUUCCCCCACACUCUUGGCAAUUCCGGGAUUCGAGCGAAACAUCACCGACCCAGUUUCUCGUCGCCCAUCCACUCUCUUCCCAAGUCCCCACCCCCGGCCCGUCUGCCAGACCCGUUUCUGUUUCCAGUGUCUCCAUUCCCACCGCCGGCUGAUAGUGAGAGCCGCCAAGGUUCUCAAUUGGAAUUCACGAUGGGUUUCCAGAUUGACGACGAAAUUUGGUGCAAUGGACCCCUGCGAAUAGGCAAUUUCUUCAUCGUCGAGGGCUUGCAUGUGUCAACGCCGGCUGCAGAGCUGGAGCCUGGACGCAAACCAGAUCAUUCGGAGCCGAUGGCUCGCAGCUCGGUCGCAGUAAGCUUUGGCCUUCUGGCGCAGACACAGAAUGACUGGGGACAUGAGCGUUCCUCCAACUUGAGACUCAAAGUUGAGUUGAUUACGAGUGCAGCGCCUGCGGGCAUUGGAUUCAAUACCACGGUCCUCAUAGGAGCUUGGUGCUUACGCAAAGAGGGACAUAGGCAGGUUCUGAAGCGACAUCGACGCCACAAGCGGAAGAACCUCAUACUAUCACACGAACGUCCUUAUUGGGAGAUCGACUUUGACAGAAACUGUCGUCAAAGCCCAAUCAUCCGGCUGCCUGAUGAGCUGCUGCUACCCAUAAUGGAUGGUCUUGAGCCAGUCGAUCUUUACAUGGUACGCCAAGCAUCAUUUACCUUUUGGCAUAUUUAUCAGGGAAAAGAAGUCAAGAAGUUCCGGCGUUCAGAGGCCAUUUCCCGGGCACGCAGGACAGUGUCUGACAAGGAGACUUUCGCGUGCCACCUAUCGUCAUAUUACCAAUACACUAAGCAGGAUGAAAUGCAUUGUUCUCGCUGUGAAUUGCCCUACAGGCACUUGGUAUUCUCUGCCGAAGAGCGCAAGAAGCGCCGAGAUGUUCGUCAGUGUAUCGCGCACGACGGGUUCAUACGGCUUUGUUCUCAUCUUACGGUGCCGUUCUCUUGGGUCUGGGAUAAGACACGUUCGAAGCAAGCCGAUUCAGAUGAAGCCCGUCAAAUCAGAUAUGACUACAAUGUAUUCCUUGCGGCCAAAGAUUGCCGCGAGUCACUCUACGCAUUACCAAGGAUCUUUAAUUGGCUACGCAGAGUGAUGGUCACGUGGGAGUUGCCGUUAUUUAGGAUAGUCGAAAACGAAGCCAUCACUGUGGGCUUCAUUACGCAGAAGCUGAAGGAAUUUCAAACCAAGUACGGCAAUGUCCUUUGCUCUCACUUGUGCCGACACGGAAUCACCUCUCAACUACUCAGGGCUCUCGACCCCCGUCACUGCGGCUAUCUAGGCGGAAACAGCCGGAUUGGGCGUCUCGUUGCCUGCAACGAGGCCCGAUGGGGGACUCGAGACUAG